Rotaria socialis is the source of this 936-nucleotide messenger RNA. Lineage: Eukaryota; Metazoa; Rotifera; Eurotatoria; Philodinida; Philodinidae. The record is from the annotation of a GenBank genome assembly.
AUGAGCCACGCUUCAGACCCAUCACGUCGCGUAGAAAGUGAUGAUCAAUCAAAACGAUCAUCAGACCAUACAAGUGGACGACGAGGAUCGUCACCAGCUCAAAAUCAACAACAACAAGCAGGUGCUGGCGAAACCAAAGUACGUGGUGAACGUAAACGUGUUCCACGUAGCUCAUCGUCAUCAACCUCAGAUAGUACCGUCUCGGGUAGUGGCAAAGUCAACAUUACAGUUUCACAGAAACAAUCUUCUAGUGAAAAUUACAAAGGUCAAAGAGAAGCAGGCACUGCUCAAGUAAAAUCUAAAAGUGGACAUAAACAUGAACACCACGGAGGACUUUUUACUACACAACAAGGUACGGUUGGCGGCUCAUUCGGAGGUACUACUGUUAGUGGCGAACGAAGAAAAGGUCGUCAUCGACAAGAAGUUAUUCGUUUGCCAGAACAAGCUCAAGGUCAAGUACGUCAAGUACGACACCGUAUGCCAACUCCGGAACCUGAUACACUCGAACGAGUUUAUAUUCAACGAACAGCAGCUGAAGUUGUGGAAGAAAUUACCGAAAUUCCACAAACACCACCACCACGUGUUCAAGAACGAACUGUUGUAGAACCCGCUGGACCACCUCAAGUCGUUAAACGCGUCAUUCGUGUACCACCACGAGGUGGUGCCUAUGGUGGUCAAGAAGCACAAACAGGUGCUAAUGUUCAAUACAGUGAUAACCUAUUAAAUGCAGGAAAUUAUUACAACAAUCAACAGGCUCCCACAAAUUUUUCAGGUGGUUUUGCUGAUGUAGGUGCUUUUAGUGGUAAUAAUUAUGGUCCUGCUAAUGGUAACUUUCAACAACAAGCACCGAUCAGUUUCGCUGUCGGUGGUCCCGGUGCUUCUUCUCAGCCUACGCCAGGAAUCGGUUGUCAACCUGCUUUCUGUUUUUAUAUGUGA